UCUCUCUCUCUCUCUCUCGUGUGUUGUAUAUAUAAGAAAAGAGCAGAAGGAAGGAAGGAAGUCAUAAAAUCACAAAAUCAUCAAACAUGGAAAAGGGGCAAGAGGUGAAGCUGCUGGGCUCAUCAGUGAGUCCAUUUGUCUACAGAGUAAGAUGGGCUCUGAAGCUUAAAAACAUCCAAUAUGAGUACUUAGAACAAGACGUUUUCAACAAGAGCAAUCUUCUCCUCACCUGCAAUCCCAUCUUUAGAAAAGUCCCCGUCCUGCUUCACAACGACAAACCUAUAUGUGAGUCCCUCAUCAUCAUUGAGUACAUCGACCACAUCUGGAAACACAACCCUAUAUUGCCUGAGGACCCUUAUGAGAGAGCCAAGGCUCGUUUCUGGGCUAAGUUUGUUGAAGAAAAGUUCACUGAAGUGGUAAAGAAGGUGCUAUUGCUUGAUGGAGAACAACAAGAGAUGGAAGUGAAGAAUGCAAAAGAAGCCCUAGAAAUCGUUGAAGGAGAGCUCAAGGGAAAGAAGUUCUUUGGAGGUGAAACCAUUGGUUACUUGGACCUGGUCAUGGGUUUUAUAGCCAUAGGGCUAGACAUAAUUGAAGAAGUUUCUUGUGUCAAAAUGGUUGACUCACUCAAGUAUCCUUCUUUCAUCAAAUGGAUGGAGGACUUCCUAGAGUUGCCAUUGAUCAAAGAAUGCUCACCAAAUAGAGAUGAGUUGGUGCUAUAUUUCCGAAAGAUCAGACAGCUUAAACUGGCUUUGGCUGCCAAGAAAUGAAAGAACAAAAAUCAAUUAUAGAAUUAGAUGCAACUCUCAUAAAUGGGUGUAGGACUCACAAAAAAUAAAAAACCCAUCUCAUGCGAGAAGAUUGUACAUGAUUUUGUAAUCAGUUUCUGUAUUAUUAUAUUUUUAUUGUUUUUGAGGACGCUAUGUUUGGAUCUUGAAGUUUGGGGGGAAUUUGUGAAGGUGUAAAACUUAGUUUAUAUUGCAAUUACCUUUUAAUAA
Camellia sinensis is the source of this 995-nucleotide messenger RNA. RefSeq names its product putative glutathione S-transferase. Lineage: Eukaryota; Viridiplantae; Streptophyta; Magnoliopsida; Ericales; Theaceae. Gene Ontology annotation, cellular component: cytoplasm. Gene Ontology annotation, biological process: glutathione metabolic process. Gene Ontology annotation, molecular function: glutathione transferase activity. The record is from RefSeq and is a predicted model, not a curated record.